AUGAGAGUGAAGGCCCGAGUCAGAAAAAAGGUGGGAGUAAGUAGAUGUUCUGUUGAUUCGAGUUGCGAAAGGCGCGAAGGUGGACGGAAGGUCUGUCAUUUAAAAGUGGCCCGUGCACUAUUGCCUUCACCACUGGGCUGCCUGCCUGCCUGCCAACAACAACUAAGACUUUUGACUUCGAGUGGUAUCGCGUUAUCUUCUUUGCUUCUGUCAAUCACCCAAAAGGUGAGGACAAUAAUGUCAACAGCAUGGCAACAGUUACGCCUCUCCAAUCAAGGGAAUUUGCCACCUCUUCUGUUCAAGUAUUCCACCACAGCAAGCGGCUAUGAGCUCUUUAUGACAGACCUCAGCUAUAUCUGGUCGGAGCGCCUAGACCGGAAGGCAAUUCUCAAGAGAGCUGACGAGGAAGACACCACAAUUGACCCUAGCGAGGACCCUGAACAGUUUGAAGUUCUCUUACAGAAAAUUGGAGAGGGGCUACAGAACGGGCCUGGGAGUAGCUCCAUUCUUACCCCCAAGACACACGACAAGACUCAGGGUUUUGCGCUCACCGUCACUUCAAAACUUCCUGCUCCGCUUCGACCACUCGAAUGGCGUCUACAUUUGUUCAGGGAGCCACAGUCGUCCACCACCAGCCAUCUACUUCUACCUCUCAUCCGCGCUGAAGGUGAUCGCGCGGCUCGUCAACAAUCACUCAUAGAGGAACUGGGCAAAAAGGACUGGGUCCUCUCAAAGCUGUUUGACAAGAUCGAAGCCAUGGGUAUCGAUCUUAGUACAAUAUUCCCUGGUACUUCUGGUUUGAGAUCCGGCCGUAAAGGCCCAACGCUUGCACAGGCGGCAAAGUACAUCAAAGGCCUCGCCCCUUUCAACGAGAAGUCAUGGCUUGAAGAAGUAGACAAAUCAGCCAAUGACUCCGGCCUUGUCGGCAAUAUCGUCGCGGCGGUGUCAAGUCAAUUCUCCAAAGAGUCAGCCUCAUUAAAGCCCCCACCAGAUGAGUGGUGGAAUGAUCUUACCGUAUCCGACAGCCCUACAAUAAUCUCCACGCCGCAGAAGAGUAACAAGAAACGUCAACAGACCAAGCCGUCUUUGGAUGCCAUGGAUAUAGAUACUGACGCGGGUUCGGAGACCGGAGAUGAAGAGUUCGAGCGACAAGAAACGCCACCCCAGCUCAAGAAGCCCACUGAAACUCCACCAAAGGCUGUCUUCGAGGAUGCAGAUGAAGAGACACAAUCAGAAGACGAAGAUGUACGACUCCCAAACAGGGGCAAAGGGAAGGGAAAGCAAUUAGCGUUAGAGCAACAGAAAUCCCCCGCAAUCCGCCCCAAAUUGGCUGCAACUGGGAAAUCAAAGGGUCUUGGGACCAUUGGUGGCAAAAAAGGGGCCAAGCCUAAGCCUAAGGAGCCAUCACCAGCACCAGCACCAAGCCCACCAGAGGCAAAAGCAGAAACAACCUCACCACAAACCACGAAACAUCAACCGCUUAAACCGCCGUUAAAUGAAUACGACGACGGAACAACGGAUGAUGAGCCAUCUAAAACAACCAAAGCAAACAACGACACCAGGAAAACGGCCCCAAAACCUUCUCGCGGACUGGGUGUUAUUGGAGGCAAGAAGAAGAAAGAACCAGAGCCAGAGCCAGAGCCUGAACCUGAAACUCGGUCUCAAUCUCCAUCUCAAGCGAAACCCGAUGAAGACUCGCAGUCUCCCGACCCAGAUUUACGAACACAAGCACAACAAACAGUGUCCGAACCCAAGAAGAAUAAACCUAUCGGUAAACUUGGCAUUAUCGGCGGUUCAAAGGCCAAGCCAAAGACAAACACCAAGCCUAGAGAAAGCGUAUUCCCGACGCCAAUCUGGGAGAAGGUGGGGGACGAGGAAAAGGAGGACAGGAAAGGACUCCGAGAAAGUACGCCUAGCGCUUUAGCGCCUGCUGACCGUAUGGUCAAAAAGGAUACCCCAGCACCCCCAGAGCCAGAACGUGAAGAAACUGAGCAAGAGAGGGCAGAUAGGAAGCGUGAGGAAUUGAAAAGGCAGCUUGAGGCAAAGAGUAAGGCACCUGCGAAGAAGAAGCGGAGGUUCUAG
This is a messenger RNA of Aspergillus calidoustus, 2082 nucleotides long. Lineage: Eukaryota; Fungi; Ascomycota; Eurotiomycetes; Eurotiales; Aspergillaceae. The record is from the annotation of a GenBank genome assembly.